AUGCGUGUGUUCAGCGUAGUAUUGUUGCUACUCUUGUUUUCUCUGUGUACACAUUCCUCUGUUGCUGUUAUUAACGCUGCUUCGGUAGUCGGGGAGCAACAUCAACAUCAACAACAACAACAAGAGGGUUUGAAUGAUGUGAAACCAGUCACUAUUCCACUAUCACCAAUAGUGAACAAACCUGUUGAGAAGUGGACUGUGAGUGAUGUGGAGUACUGGAUGAACUACACCGUAGGAUAUGCGGAGUACAGUGGGUUUGUACGCAAACACGGUGUGGAUGGUCCAACACUGCUGGCAAUGGAUGGAUCUGAUUUCGAGGAACACUUCCCUAUAGAGAACGCAAUGCAUGCGAUUAAAUUAUCAGCACAUUUAAAACUUCUACAGGGACUUUGUCUAUGCAAGACAGAUGAUGCAUCAAUGGAAAAGGUAGUGGAUUUAUGGUCAUACUUUAAAAAAGAGAAUUUCCGUGUUUGGGUGGUGGGAAUAACGUCUUUCUUCUUUCCACGUUUAUCCAUGCUGUACACAUUUUUCUUUGACGAUGAGCUGUAUCGGAUGCUUCUCGGUGUUCCUAGCUCUCCAUCAAGUGCGAUGACGGCUGCUGCUGCGGCUGCUGGUGUUGGAACUCCAACCGCAGGAGGAAAAGGAGGAGAAUAUGAUACAUUAUUAACAACACCGAGUGUUCCAUUUAUGCGUACUCUUCUUUAUCUGAUAUGCCUGAUUUUUGCUCCGGACUUAUUUUUGAUGGUUGAGGCUGCCCGUUUGGUGCCAACGAAUUAUAUUAUUAUGCCUUGUUGUGUUUUACUGUUUCUCUUAAACGCGUAUAGGGAGUAUCUCUUUUUCUACUUUACAUACAAGGGUAGUGUAUUUUCACCAGACACCCCCUUGUACAAGAAGAUAUGGUUUGUAUACUCGUAUACGUUAUUUGUCCCACCUAUUCUUUUUAUACUUUACCCGAUUGUGCCAUUUACUCUUCAGUGCAUUUUACUCUUUCUGCUACCGGUCGGUUUCAUUCUGGUAUUUAUUGCACACAUUUUUAUCCCUCUGGAUCCCUCUUCAGAAGAAGGCUUUCAAAAGGGAUCUGAAAAUGAGAAGAGUGAUUGA
Trypanosoma theileri is the source of this 1101-nucleotide messenger RNA. RefSeq lists its product as uncharacterized. NCBI's taxonomy places the organism in Eukaryota, Euglenozoa, Kinetoplastea, Trypanosomatida, Trypanosomatidae. The coding region runs from base 1 to 1101 and encodes 366 amino acids. The record is from RefSeq and is a predicted model, not a curated record. The transcript has a single exon. Gene Ontology annotation, molecular function: protein binding.